Molecule: messenger RNA, 730 nt
Organism: Onychomys torridus (southern grasshopper mouse)
Lineage: Eukaryota; Metazoa; Chordata; Mammalia; Rodentia; Cricetidae
Gene: Polr2k
Product: RNA polymerase II, I and III subunit K
Exons: 4
Coding region: 248-499 (83 amino acids)
Biological process (GO): DNA-templated transcription
Cellular component (GO): RNA polymerase III complex; RNA polymerase I complex; RNA polymerase II, core complex
Molecular function (GO): DNA binding; DNA-directed RNA polymerase activity; zinc ion binding
Source: RefSeq, a predicted model, not a curated record
CUGAGGACUUUGGACGUAGAUUGGGGGCAAAAUCUGGAGAGACAUUUGGUUUUAAAAAGUUCCUGGGUGGCCGGGAGUGGUGGCACACGCCUGCCAUCUGAGCGCUUGGGAAGCAGAGGCAGGAGAAUGCCGCCUUCAACAAACACCUUGACUUUGAGGUUGGCUUAGGCUAUAAAGUGAGUUCCAGGCCAACCUGAGCUACAAAGAGAAGAUUCUCUCAAAGACCAAAUACGUAAAUAAAUAAUUAAUGAAAAGAUCCCCUGUGGAGUUAGUGUCGGGAGAGGCUUCGGUGGAGUCGCUGCUCCCAGCUCAGGCACUAACAAUGGACACCCAGAAAGACGUUCAGCCCCCAAAGCAGCAGCCGAUGAUAUAUAUUUGUGGAGAAUGUCACACAGAAAAUGAAAUCAAGUCCAGAGAUCCAAUCAGAUGCAGAGAGUGUGGAUACAGAAUAAUGUACAAGAAGAGGACGAAAAGACUGGUGGUCUUUGAUGCUAGAUGAAAAGUGGGGAUUCAGGAGUGUCUUCGUUCAUAUAUUUACCCAUUGGUGUUCUCUCUUACAGCUUUUGACUUAGCUUACUUAUGACUACAACUGUAAACCUAUGGUUUCAUUUUAGAAAUGUGAUUGUAUUUUGAUACUUUGUAUAAAGGAAUUUUUGGUUUAACAUGGCUUUUAAUUUAUUAUGCUCUUAAUCUCUCACACAAUGAAGAUUAAAAUUAUUUCCCCAAACCA